Notolabrus celidotus (New Zealand spotty) is the source of this 3838-nucleotide messenger RNA. RefSeq names its product SMAD family member 3a (gene smad3a). Gene Ontology annotation, molecular function: DNA-binding transcription factor activity, RNA polymerase II-specific; I-SMAD binding; RNA polymerase II cis-regulatory region sequence-specific DNA binding. The record is from RefSeq and is a predicted model, not a curated record. Gene Ontology annotation, cellular component: heteromeric SMAD protein complex. Gene Ontology annotation, biological process: anatomical structure morphogenesis; SMAD protein signal transduction; transforming growth factor beta receptor signaling pathway. Lineage: Eukaryota; Metazoa; Chordata; Actinopteri; Labriformes; Labridae.
UGCUGCCAUCUUUUGGCCAAGGAGUAACAGGCCAUGCAAUGUUUGAUUUUGGACCCCUCAGAGAGCAAGUCGUCCUCGUGUUUUUGGACUUCUUGACAGUGCACGGACUUUACUGAACUCAAGAUGUCAAUUUUGCCUUUCACUCCCCCCAUUGUCAAAAGACUUUUGGGCUGGAAGAAGGGAGAGCAGAACGGCCAGGAGGAGAAAUGGUCUGAGAAGGCGGUGAAAAGCCUGGUGAAGAAGCUGAAGAAGACGGGACAGCUGGACGAGCUGGAGAAAGCCAUCACCACGCAGAAUAUCAACACGAAAUGCAUCACUAUACCGAGGUCUCUUGAUGGCCGUCUGCAGGUUUCCCACAGAAAAGGUCUCCCUCAUGUCAUCUACUGCCGUCUGUGGCGCUGGCCCGACCUACAGUCCCACCAUGAGCUGCGGGCGGUGGAGCUGUGCGAGUACGCCUUCCACACGAAGAAGGAUGAAGUGUGUGUCAACCCGUACCACUACCAGAGAGUAGAGACACCAGUUCUUCCACCAGUGCUGGUGCCCAGACACACAGAAAUCCCCGCUGAGUUUCCACCUCUAGAUGACUACAGCCAUUCAAUCCCUGAAAACACCAACUUCCCCGCUGGCAUUGAGCCCCAGAGCAACUACAUACCAGAAACACCUCCUCCAGGCUACCUCAGUGAGGAUGGGGAGACCAGCGAUCACCAGAUGACCCACAGCAUGGACACAAGCUCCCCAAACCUGUCACCCAACCCUGUUUCACCCACACACAGCAACUUAGACCUUCAACCAGUGACAUACUGUGAGCCGGCCUUCUGGUGCUCUAUUUCUUACUACGAGUUAAACCAGCGAGUAGGAGAGACCUUCCACGCCUCGCAACCCUCGCUGACAGUGGACGGCUUCACAGACCCCUCCAACUCUGAGCGAUUCUGUCUGGGUCUGCUGUCCAAUGUCAACCGCAACGCAGCUGUGGAGUUAACACGUAGACACAUCGGCCGUGGUGUUCGGCUGUAUUACAUCGGAGGAGAGGUGUUUGCUGAGUGUCUCAGUGACAGCGCCAUCUUUGUCCAGAGCCCCAACUGUAACCAGCGCUACGGUUGGCACCCUGCAACAGUCUGCAAGAUUCCUCCAGGAUGUAACCUGAAGAUCUUCAACAACCAGGAGUUUGCUGCCCUGCUGGCCCAGUCGGUCAACCAGGGUUUUGAGGCUGUGUACCAGCUGACCAGGAUGUGCACCAUCAGAAUGAGCUUCGUCAAAGGCUGGGGAGCUGAGUACAGGCGACAGACGGUGACCAGCACCCCCUGCUGGAUCGAGCUGCACCUGAACGGCCCCCUGCAGUGGCUCGACAAGGUGCUCACACAGAUGGGCUCCCCCAGCAUCCGCUGCUCCAGCGUCUCCUAGGGAAACUCUGCAUCCUCCCACUUCCUGUCAGUGACUUAAAAAAAAAAAACACAUGCAGACAAGAACAUCUUCACGAGUCCAGAAAAACAAUACACCCCCCCCCCCCCACACACACACACACACACACACACACACUCACUCUCUCACUCACUCAGCCAAUCAUCAACCUGCAACUUGGUCUCUCCUCCCCACCAGCUGUCAGUAGCACUUUUUAUAUACAUUUUGUUUGUGGCAAAGGGGACAAGUGCAGUAAAGCAGUAUCGUGUUUAAAUGAUUUCCAGACGUAUUUGAUGGAAACAUUUUAUUCAUUGGCGUCAAAGUGCCAGAAAGGCUGUUUGUAAGGGAGGAGAUUUUUUCAUUUAAGAGAUUUUUUUAAUUAUUAUUUUUCUUUCUUUUUUUUACAACUUUUGUACAGAUGUUAAGGUAAACAAUGGAUAAAAAAUUGCAAUUUUUAAGCAUUUAAAGCAUAACUAAGAUAAUGUUACGUGCAUUUCAUUUUGACUUGUAUCUCCUGUAUCUGGGCAUUUGAUAGCUUAUGAAGACGGUUUGAAAAUGAGUAACAUAAGAAAAAUGUUCAACCACCAUUCGCAAAAAAAUGUUUGAAGGAAAAUACUGUAAGCCUAGCAUGAAUACUUGUUAAUGCUUUCAUACUGUCAUUUUAUGCAGCCUGUGUUCCUCUGACAAUGCAAAUGAGAUGAUGUUUAACUGCACAUUUUAGGUUCAGACAAAAUAUGGGUAAACAAGGAAUUAGUCAAACUUUUGAUCAAACUGCUCCACCUCUUCUAGUUGAAAAAGAUACACUUUGGAAAAUCAUGUGCCAGAUUAAUAAGCAGUGUGAUGCUUCAGGAUCCAGUGGAGUUAAAUCUCUACAUCCACAAUUGAGUACUUAAAGAUAGCAGCAUUCAUCAGAUGUAAUGACGAUGAUGAUACACUUGUGUAAAAUCUUAAUGUUCAUGUAAGGUUAUUUUGGCAAAGCUCACACAAAGACAGCUGUUAGUGGUUCUUGUCAGAGUGUAAUGUGAAAUAUGUCCUGCAUUGAUUUCAGGAAGCUUUGCCAAUAUGCAAAAUAAUUUUGCAGCAUCGUAUAGUGACGUAGACAUUGUAUUUAACAGGCCUUCAAAGAGAACUGGAAAACAUCUCACAGACUGAAUUAUUCUGCAAACUACACGUUAGAAUACUGGACAUACAAUGUAGUUUGAAGAUUUCAUACCAUGCAGAAAGCUGCUCAGAGAGAGCAGGAAGAUGCCUUUGCUUUUUUAAUUUUCUCUCUCAGCAGUCCAUAACAUUGCUCUUAUUUUAAGCCGUCAGUGAUAUUGACUUUGUGCACACUCAGGACCGUCAGCAAGCAAAAGAAUUAUGUACAGAAACCAGUGAAAAGAGAAGAUGCAUGACUUAAGUCUAUUUUGAUACCAAUUGUUUUUUUUGCAGACAAUAGGGUGAUGAUGUGUUAUGUGAAGACAUUGUCUGCACCCAGUGCUUUUGCAUGACACAGAAGAUACUGCAGCAGGUGGAGGAUAUGAAUCUCAUGUUUCUCUACCUGUGGAGACGAGGCAGUGUCAGAACAAAGCACAGCUUUUUACAAAGGGAAACGUUUAGAUGAACAGAGGCAUGUAAUUAACAGUUGCUUCAUCUAAUGUCCCUGUUUUUUAGGUCUAUGUACAUGUAGUACAUACAGUACAUGUUAUAAUAUAUCCAUCAACCUUUAUAAUGUUGAUGGUUUUUUAUUACGAGAACAAAAAGAAGCUCAGAAAUGAACAAAAAAGUGGAGUCACUUUUGGGAAAGUUAAGUUGGAAUAGAAAAGCUUAGUCUUAGCUUUUGUCACGUUUUCUUUAACCCACCCGCUGUGCUGGAAGUGGACGGAUUUCCUUUUAUAACACUAAACAAAGACACAGUGGGUGGACAUGGACAACAGUGGGAUUCUUUUUACAGUGCUUACUUACAAUAAACCAGCUUUUGAUGUUAAUGCCAGCCCAGUGGUGCUAAUCUUUAACAUUUUAGGGACUCAAAGAGAACUACAAAGCCAUAAGAUUGUACUCCAAAAGCUGGUCGGUUUUGAUCUCUUUACAAUUUCAACCUUUUAAACCUUCAAACAAUAGUUCAAGAUUGUUUCAGAAACAGUAGCAUCUACUAAUCUGAGACAUGUGAGCCCUUUGAAGAGCUUCUAGUGUUCUUGAAUGCACCAGUCUUGAUCCUAAUGGGCUCUUCAAACCCAUGGUUGAUGUAUUGACCCUUUAGGGAAGAUUUUGGAAGAUUUGUCAUUUUUAUACACUCUUCAAGUUAUUGCGCUUGUGCUUUCCCCACCCUUUGUUAAAAUAUGUUCACUGUAACCGUUUUAUUAGUUGUGAUUUAUGUCUUUGUGCUUUCAAUUGGUCCUAUUAGAUGUCUUGUAUAAAAUUAUACCCUCUAUUUUUCUCUGCCUAUAAAAAGUUGAUGUGA